Gaeumannomyces tritici R3-111a-1 is the source of this 1372-nucleotide messenger RNA. RefSeq lists its product as hypothetical. Gene Ontology annotation, cellular component: elongator holoenzyme complex; cytosol; nucleus. The record is from RefSeq and is a predicted model, not a curated record. Gene Ontology annotation, molecular function: tRNA binding. Lineage: Eukaryota; Fungi; Ascomycota; Sordariomycetes; Magnaporthales; Magnaporthaceae. The transcript is spliced from 3 exons. Gene Ontology annotation, biological process: tRNA wobble uridine modification. Bases 83 to 1141 code for a protein of 352 amino acids.
GGCAGAGCUAAUCCUGAAGCUCCAGAGGUGACACAAGAACCAAUCAACACAACAUCGCCCUGUCUGCGGCACCGGACUCAUAAUGGCCCCUUCGGCGCAGGCGCACAGGCGGUCCCACAGCCUGCUGCUCCUGCAGAAGCUGCUGAACCUCCGCGACGGCGCGAGCCCCCUGACGCUUGUCCUGGACUCGCUCGAGCAGGCCGCCGCGCCGCUGAUGCGCGAGUUCACGUCGCGGGCCAAGAUAUCCCGAAACAGGGUCGUGCUCGUGUCGUUUGCAACACUAAAGAAGCCGCGCGACGUCGACGUCUUCGUCAAGGCCCGCGGCAAGCCGCUCAAGGCCCUGCGGUCCGAAAUCGCCGCCCAUAUCCCCGACCCCAGGGCAGCAGCAGCAGCAGCCGAUGGGCAGGGUAGAGGCGGCGCGCCGGGCCAGCGCGCCCUCAUCAUAAUCGACUCCCUAAACGCCCUCGCCGCCUCGUCCCCGCGCCUCCUCGCCGCCUUCCUCUCCGGCCUCGUCACGCCGUUCUCGUCCGUCGUCGGCGUCUACCACGACGACGUGCCGCUGGCCCUACCCUACCCCUCCCCGGACGGCGGCCACGGGCCCGAACCGCUAGCAGUACUGCGCCACCUGGCCACCGCCGUCGUGCGCGUGUCGAGCCUGCACCACGCCGCCGCCGCCCGCCGCGCCCUGGACCGGAGCGAGCCCGAGCCCGAGUUCGGCCUGCGCGAGGGCCGCGAGGGCGUCCUGGUCGGCUUGCGUGACGACAUCGCCGCCGCCGCCGCCGCCGACCGAGACGCCGUCGUCCUGGAGAUGGAAGUGCGGCGCCGCAGCGGCCGCGCCGUCUCAGAGCGCUUCGUGCUCGCCCCGGCGGCCCCGGCGACGACGUCCGGGCUCGUGCUGCUGUCGGACCACCCGCUGUUUGCGGCGCCCGUGGCCGACGAGGCCGCGCAUGGGGCCGCCGGGGAGGCCGAGGCCGAGACGACCUUCAACCUCGGCCUGACCGAGAAGCAGCGGCGCGACAGGGAGGGGAUCGUGCUGCCCUACUUUGACGCCCAGACCGACAUCGGGGGCGGCGAGGGAGGGCGGAUUCUUUACGAGAUGGGUAGGGAGGACGACUUUGACGACGAAGAGGACGAGAUCUAGACUUCACUAUACCCAAAUCGCUCGUCACUCCAUGGCAAGGAUUGAAUCAAAGCCAUCUUCUCCACUCGCACAUGGGAGCCCAGUGUGCCUCCAUAAAUGCAAGCGACUCGUCUCUAAAAAGGGGUAUAUCUGCGUUACAUCUCAAGGGCAUCACAAACGAGUCCAAAUUCUUGGUCAUCCUUCACAGCUCGUCCUUCACCUCGUGAGUCUUGCCGCUGCUGCUCAGAUCAU